AAUUGAGUGGAGACCCAACCAAUAUGGCGGCGAUUUUGGAUUUACGCUCCAACCAAUAAUGUGGCCGGAGUUGGACGCCAACCACUCUUGAAUGCAGCGAGAGGCUAGACUUAUGGACCGGCUUGGCAAGUAGUACUAGUGUUUUUUGAACAGGCGUCACCAAAGCAGCCCGAGGGGCCUUGCGAUGGGGAACCAGGACGGGCAUAUAGGAUUGUGCAUCGGUUAAAAACAGUAGCACACAAAGUAAUAUUAGAUAUUAAUGGUUAUAAAAUCAAGGUAAUAUUAGUGUUACUGGCCAUAAGUGCAGGGCAAUAUUAGUUUUACUGUUUAUUAGGGCUGGGUAAUACUAGUGUUACUCGUUAUUACUGCUGGGUAAUACUAGUGUUACUGGUUAUUAGUGCUAUUCGGCUCUACUCUCAUAACGCUUUCAGAAGGACAGAACAGCGCGCUGAACUAAAGGUAGACUUUAAAGUUAAUAGUAGUUAACCAGGGUAAUAAGUAGUGUACUGGCUCUAACCCAGCGAGCUGAGCUAGGGCUGUUUGUGCGGGUGAAGCCGGGGAUCUGCUUAUUAAAACAUACGUUAAACCGUAGAAUGAAGAACUGCGCUGGAUAAAUGUUAAUGGGAAAGUAACAUUAACUAGCUCAAUACAUCAUGACAGAUGAUGUCGUUUUAUUGAACGUACCAAUAAUUCGACAGCUCUAUCACUGGGAUUGCGGACUGGCAUGUUCUCGGAUGGUUUUAAAAUAUCUUCAUCCAGUGAGUGAGGAGGAGUUCCAGGGAGCCUGUUGGGAUCUGAAGUUGACGGAGAGCGUAUGGACCAUCGACCUGGCUUAUCUCAUGUGCCAGCUAGGCGUAAAGCACUGUUUCUGCACACAAACUUUAGGAGUAGACAAGGGCUUCAGACACCAGUCAUUCUACAAAAAACAUUUUGACACUGAGGAGGACAGAGUAAAUGACCUGUUUCUGAAAGCAGAAAGCAAAGGAGUGGUGGUGAAAAAAUGCUCUGUUACCAUUCAGGAGAUCGAGACUCAUCUUGACCAGGGUCAUGUAGCCAUCGUGCUAGUCAAUGCUGUAGUGCUCGUGUGUGAACUGUGCUCCACUCCAGUCAAAUACUGCUGCUUUCUCCCUGUGGGCCAAAAGUGUUUCUGCCGGAAGCCUGAAUACCAGGGGCACUUUGUGGUGGUGUGUGGAUUUAAUCGUACCACUGGCUGCAUCUUUUAUAACAACCCAGCCUACUCUGACCGUGUGUGCAGCACUAGCAUUAGUAAUUUUGAAGAUGCAAGAAUGAGCUAUGGAACAGAUGAGGAUAUACUUUUCAUCUUCAAGGACAGUUGAUAAUAGUUUUGUCUUUUGACUGGCUGACAACUGGAAUUUUCCAUGUAGACACAUGCAUUGAAAAACAGGUAAAAUGUCCCUGGGCUUUGCUUUUUGCUUCAGACCACGGUGCUUAACAUGUCAUAUGAUAGAGGAUCAAGCUCUUGUAAUGGACAGAAAAAAAACAAAACUGAAGGAUAAUUAGUUUACAUUCUCCAAUUCACUGUCAUCUGUGAAUGAGAGAAUGAAGAAUCAUGAAAAAAUAGUUCUUUGGUAAUUCCUAUAUUACCUUUUUAUAAUUUUUGUUUAGUUAUUUCAGAUUGUAGGCAUAUGCAGUGAAAUAUGUACUGUAAUCUCAGGUAUACUUUUUAUGGUCCCACACACCGGAAACAUCAUAGACGGCAAAAUAUUGUGUAAUUUCUUUAUAAACAACCUAUGAAAAAAAUAACUAUUAUGAAUACAUCUUUGGUAGCUUAAAAAGGGUGUGACUGCUUAUGCCAGUUGAAGAGUUACGUUAUGCACGAUUUACACAUGCUCAGAAUACUGGGACAUCAUCAGGUCUUGCAUCAGUAUUGAUUCACCCUAAAAUUAACCAGUUUUAUAUAAUGUUGUCAUAAAUUAAUAGUUAAUGUCUUUUACUUAAUGCAAUACCAGCAACUUUUUAUAAAGUCCCUUUAUCAGCUUAAAUGGCUUUAAGAUGUAUGUGUUUAAACAAUGUUAGUCAUCCAUUUGUUUUUUGACAGGACUAGAGACCAGGUAACAUUUAUUUUACCAUUAGUUAAAAACACUAGUCAUUGGUUAACUGCAAGCUGUAAUACAGAACAAUCAACAGUUGUGAAUGUGUUUGCAUACAGUCAUUAUCGGAAAUAAAUGUGAUGGCAAUAUUGGCCUGUAUCUGCCUCACUUAUAUUUCUAAUAUAAAAUAUUGAAUAAUGAUGAUGCUGUGUUGCUUGACAAAAUGUUUUGAAACUUUUAGCACCACUGAAUUAAUGUGUACCUUUUUUUAUUAUUUGUAAUUUUGCCCCCUAAUUCUAAAAUUUGUGUACUGAAUUAAUGGAUUUGGGAUGGAAGAGGUAGGAGGGAAUAUUCUGCCCCAGUUCAUUGAAAACCCAAUAAUAGCAUGAUUUUGAUGUCCAUUUAUGUAUGUAAAGAUUCAAAAAC
Messenger RNA from Astyanax mexicanus (Mexican tetra), 2477 nucleotides. It is a transcript of the gene gucd1, whose product is annotated as guanylyl cyclase domain containing 1. The transcript is spliced from 6 exons. The record is from RefSeq and is a predicted model, not a curated record. NCBI's taxonomy places the organism in Eukaryota, Metazoa, Chordata, Actinopteri, Characiformes, Acestrorhamphidae. The coding region runs from base 654 to 1337 and encodes 227 amino acids.